CAAUACUUUCAAGUUUAUUUUGAAAAUAUCAAGUCCCAUAUUAUUUCCUUCCUUUGUUAUUUUUUUAACAUUCAAAUACCAUCUAGUCGAUCCGUAUUUAAAGAAUUCAAACUCGUAUUACAUUUGUGAGAGAAAGUCACCGAUACCACUAGAUUACAAUGCUAUGUACUCCUUUCUUACCUAAAAUAAAUAAAAAUUUCAUCUCCCCAUCUUGCCAAACCUAAAAGAAAGGGUCCCCAUUUUUUCUUUAUUUAAUUGGGAAAAAGUAACCUUUCUUUUUCUUGAAAAUACCUAGAAAACCAUUAAAUAUGUUCUGAUAUUCACCAAGAAAUAUUGCAAUCUUUUCUUGAAAACCCUAAAAAAGCCCACUACUUGUCUUACCUUUAAGAUUUAUACUUUUUUUUUUCUUGCAAACCCUAAAUGGCCCUAUUAUAAAUUAUCAUCUUUUAUUCACCAAGAAAGAUUUCAACUUUCUUUUUUCUUGAAAACCCUAAAACCCCAUUAAUUAUCUUCCUUCAUUCACAACAACACAUACACUUGAAAGCACACAAAGUAGGCUGACAGUACAGUGAACAGGCAGCUAGACAUUUUGUAAGAUUAUUAGUCUCUUCUGUUUCUUGAGUUUAGGGGAAAAAGUAGGAUUCAUGGUGAGCAGAUCAGAUCACUCAUCAAAACCCUUUUGUAACUUUCCUUUUUGUCUUUUUGGUCAAUAAGCUAAAGGAUCUGAGGUCCUCCUUUCUUUACAAUUCAUCUCUUACUUCACACUGUUUCACUUUAAAGGGGAAAAACUAGAGAGAGAAAGAGAGAGAGAGAGAGAGAGAGAGGGGGUUUGACCGAAGAGAUCGAGGUCAUCAUCAUAUCUUUCCUUCCUCCUUUGCUACUAACCCCAAGAAGAGUAUAGAAUUCAGUGUUUGUCAACUGGUGUUGCAGAAAUUGUUAGUAAAGAAUCUUGGUGCAAGAACAUUUAAGAAACAAAUGGCGUCAUCUUCAAAUUCACCAUGUGCAGCCUGCAAAUUCUUGAGGAGAAAAUGCCAACCAGAAUGUGUUUUUGCACCUUAUUUUCCACCAGAUCAGCCUCAAAAAUUCGCAAAUGUUCACAAAGUGUUUGGAGCCAGCAAUGUUACAAAGCUAUUGAAUGAACUCCACCCUCACCAACGCGAAGACGCCGUGAACUCGCUUGCUUACGAGGCGGAUAUGCGUCUUCGGGAUCCGGUUUACGGUUGCGUUGGUGUUAUCUCACUCCUCCAACACCAACUCCGGCAGCUUCAGAUGGAUCUUACGUACGCAAAAUCCGAACUUUCCAAGUACCAAAACCAUAACUUGAGUGGCACUACCGCUCAAGGACUUAUUGCUGCGGCAGCUGCUGCAGCAACCCACCACCAAACCCUAGGAAACAACUUGAUUUCCUGUUGUGGUGGUGGGGUCUCUCGAGACCAUCUGUACCACCACCACCCACAGUAUUUCCCCUCUAGGGAUCAACAUACAUCCGUCAUCCGGGCGUUUGAUGUGAACAACAAUUACGACACCUCCGCCGGUGUUCUUGCUAUGAAUAUAUCCGGCGGUGGUAUCGGCCAACACCCGCAAUUCCAGACUCCACGUGGCGCUGGAAACGAUGAUCUUCCAACGACAAUUGAUCCUUCUUAAUUAGGGUUUCAAAGGUAAUAAUAAUAAUUAUCAUUAUAUGAAGUGUUUCUAAUAUCAUUAAUAUUGUUCAUUGUAAUGAUACUACAUGUUGCUCGAUGCUAUCAUAAUUUUAUUUAUACUGGAAACUUUAUAAUUAAUCAUACCAUAUAUCAGUUUUGUUGUGC
This is a messenger RNA of Helianthus annuus (common sunflower), 1808 nucleotides long. RefSeq names its product protein ASYMMETRIC LEAVES 2. The transcript is spliced from 2 exons. The coding region runs from base 976 to 1644 and encodes 222 amino acids. The record is from RefSeq and is a predicted model, not a curated record. Lineage: Eukaryota; Viridiplantae; Streptophyta; Magnoliopsida; Asterales; Asteraceae.